CCACUGUCCUCCAACUCCCCGCCUCCCCUAGCUUCACUGGACGGCAGCCCCGGGGACCGGGUGAAUCUCUCCUGUGCAGGGGUCUCGCAUCCCAUCCGCUGGGCCUGGGCGCCUAGCUUCCCGGCCUGCAAGGGCCUGUCCAAAGGACGCCGCCCAAUCCUGUGGGCCUCAUCAAGCGGGACCCCCACGGUGCCUCCAGUCCAGCCCUUUGCUGCACGCCUGCGCGCCCUGGACCCUGGCAUCCGGCGGCUGGAGCUGCUCCUGAGCGCGGGGGACUCAGGCACCUUUUUCUGCAGAGGCCGCCACGAAGAUGAGAGCCGUACGGUUCUUCACGUGCUAGGGGACCGGGCCGAUUGCAGGGCUCCGGGGCCUAUUCACGGGUCUGUGUAUUACCAGCUGCUGAUCCUGCUGCUGGUCGCCGGUCUAGCGCUGGCACUAGCAGCGUUGGGCGUGGUCUGGUGGAUGCGCAGGCGAUCAUCCCCGCACCCGCUUCCACCACUCCCCAGAUUUGCUCCACUCGUGAAAGCGGAGCCCCAGGGCCCAGUAAAGGAGGAGGAGCCUAAGACUGCAGGGGACCUGGACCAGGAACCUAGCCUGCUCUACGCAGAUCUGGAUCAUAUGGCCCUCAGAAGGCCCCGCCGCUUGACCCCAGUGGUCCCUGCUGAUGCUUCCACCAUCUAUGCAGUUGUAGUUUGAAGGGAAGCCCUUACUCUAUACCUAACAAACUGGGGAUUCCCAGCUCUCCAAAUAACCCCUCCCCUUCUUGGCCCCUACCUGGGAAAGGAAGGCACCACAGGAUAGAAAUGAGCAUUGGAUUGGGAGUUAGGAGACCUAGGUUCCAGGCAACUUCUGCUGCUGAUCUUGCUUCUUCAGUUACCCCAUCUUUCAUAUAACUUCCAUUCUCCUCUCCUAUCAGUGUUCUCUCUAAAUCUGAUCAAGCCCAGUCUCCCCAUCUUAAGCCAUUGACAACUCCUAGAUUGUCACCCUAACUCUUCCCUUCCCUCACCAUCAAGCUCUUUGAACCAGGGGCCUACAACCUGUCUCUUCCACUUUCUUCUCCAUCACUCCACUCUCACUGCUCAUCUGCUCUCCAUGAGGUUGACAGUGAUGUCCUAAUGGCCACACCCAGUAGAUUUUUUUAGUAUUCAUCUGGCUUGGGUUUAGAUUACUUCUUUCUUUAAACUCUGUUUUUCUUUAAUGCUGGUGUCUUCCUUCUGGACUCCUGUUUUUUGCUCCCUAACCCCAUGGUAUUCCCCACCAUUCUAGGUUUGUCCCUUUCUUUAUCUGCCUUCCUGUUCUCAGAAGCUGUCAUCCACAGCCAGUCCUCAGCCCUCACCAGAACUCUCUCCAGCUCAGAUCUCAGGUAUAGGAUUUCCAAACCAUCCUUUGUACAUCCUUGCCUGGGUAGCCCUAGGUGUUUUGCACACAGCCUAUCCCAAACCCAAAUGAUUGUCAUCUGCUAAGGCACUCACUUAAUCUUCCUCUGCAUUCUCUCUUGAUCAACCCAGUUGCCCAAACCAGAAACUGGGAGGCAUGCAGACCUUCUUCCUCACACUCCCAUAUAGUGAACCAAGUCCUAUCUUUCUAUUUUAAUAUCACUGUCAAAUCUACACCCUUCCUCAUGUCCAGUGCUGCCAUCUUAAUGUAAAUUUCCUUAUUUCCUCCCUGGAUUACCCAUACCCCACCUCAUUCUCCUGCCCUUUCCCUCCUCCCUGAAGCCAGACAGAGCCUCCCCAAACACUAACCAGCUCCUAAGAGCCUGUAACUCCAGAAAUGCAGUAUUUCUUUCCUUAACCUUCAGCUCUGGGCUGAUAGGCCUUGGCUUUGAGUACCAGGUGCCACAGCAUUCUGCCUAUUCUCCAGGCUUAUCUCUGUUACUUUACAUGUACACAACAUGCCAGGCCCCAAAUAUGCCUUUGCCCCAUGCAACUCCUUCUUUCUGGCUUAACCUUUUCCCUCCCCGGCAUUACCUUCUUGGCUAAUCCUAUUUUUCCUCAGGAUUCAGUUCAAGUGCAGCCUUUUCUGGGAAGUCAUUCCUGACCCUCUUUGCCCACUCCUGCAUACAUUCUGAUACCCUAGGGAGUCCCUAUAUUUCUCUCAUAGCAACAGUCUCCUGUGAAUUGUUCUAUCAUAGCAGUGUAUGUCAAUAUGUAAGAAAUUUAUAUGUACUUUGAAUUCCCUGAUAUCAGGAGACUGACCUUUUUUUUUAUUACUGCUAAGCUUCAGUAAAUGAGUGAAUGAAAAUGAA
Manis javanica (Malayan pangolin) is the source of this 2248-nucleotide messenger RNA. Lineage: Eukaryota; Metazoa; Chordata; Mammalia; Pholidota; Manidae. The record is from RefSeq and is a predicted model, not a curated record.